AUGAAGUUCACCUCUCGGUAUCAGGUCAAGGAGCGUGACAAUCUUGAUCAGUUUGUUGAGUUCCUCAAGCUCCCGCAAGAGAACUUUGACACUUGUGACCCGAUCAAGUGGUGGGCCGGCCGCGAGUCUCUGUUUCCAGAUCUUUUCCGGCUUGCGCGAGACAUUUUCACCAUACCCGGUUCCGCUGUCGCUGUCGAGCGCAUCUUCUCGGGCGGCCGAGAUACCAUUUCGAUUCGUCGCGCUAGCCUGAAGCCAGACACUAUCAGAACCUUAAUGAUAGUGAAGCAGCGCCUCAAGCUAGCUCGUGAGGCGGUCAAGGAGCUGCUAGGCAAUGCAUAA
Messenger RNA from Pleurotus ostreatus (oyster mushroom), 339 nucleotides. RefSeq lists its product as uncharacterized. The record is from RefSeq and is a predicted model, not a curated record. The transcript is spliced from 2 exons. NCBI's taxonomy places the organism in Eukaryota, Fungi, Basidiomycota, Agaricomycetes, Agaricales, Pleurotaceae. Gene Ontology annotation, molecular function: protein dimerization activity. Bases 1 to 339 code for a protein of 112 amino acids.